AUGAAGUCCGUCGGUGAGGUCAUGGCCAUCGGCCGCACCUUGAGGAGUCCUUCCAGAAGGCCAUCCGCCAGGUCGACCCCAAGUUCGCCGGCUUCCAGGGCGACCACUUUGAGGACCUCGACUUCGAGCUCCAGAACCCCACCGACCCGCCGCUGGCUCGCCGUCGGCCAGGCUAUGCUCCACCACGACUACUCUGUCGACAAGGUCCACGACCUCACCAAGAUUGACAAGUGGUUCCUCUACAAGCUCGAGAACAUUGUCAACAUGACGCGCGAACUCCAAGACGCCGGCGGCCUCAGCGCCCUCACCAAGGACCAGGUCCUCCAGGCCAAGAAGCUCGGUUUCUCCGACAGGCAGAUUGGCAACGCCGUCAAGAGCACCGAGGACGAGGUCCGCGCCGUCAGGAAGAACUUCGGCAUCCGCCCCUGGGUCAAGAAGAUCGACACCCUCGCCGCCGAGUUCCCCGCCGACACCAACUACCUGUACACCACCUACAACGCCUCGUCCCACGACGUCACCUUUGAGGACAAGGGCACCAUCAUCCUCGGCAGUGGUGUCUACCGUAUUGGCAGCUCCGUUGAGUUCGAUUGGUGCGCCGUCAGCGCCACCAACGCUGUCCGUGAGCUCGGCCAGAAGGCUGUGAUGAUCAACGUAAGUCCAAAAGUUUCUUUCCUGUGUUUCCUUUCUUCGCUUGUCCAUUUCUUCGACCUUCCGUCUAUGCAAUUGUUCUGCCCCGUGAUCCUAUUGCUACGAGGCUUCUCGAGCAUCUUGUCCAGAUCAAGUCAUAUCACGUGA
Verticillium alfalfae VaMs.102 is the source of this 795-nucleotide messenger RNA. Its product is annotated as carbamoyl-phosphate synthase arginine-specific large chain. Bases 1 to 795 code for a protein of 264 amino acids. The transcript has a single exon. Gene Ontology annotation, biological process: L-citrulline biosynthetic process; UTP biosynthetic process; 'de novo' pyrimidine nucleobase biosynthetic process. Gene Ontology annotation, molecular function: aspartate carbamoyltransferase activity; dihydroorotase activity. Gene Ontology annotation, cellular component: cytosol; cytoplasm. Lineage: Eukaryota; Fungi; Ascomycota; Sordariomycetes; Glomerellales; Plectosphaerellaceae. The record is from RefSeq and is a predicted model, not a curated record.